GUCGUGCUCUCAUUUGUAAACAACAGACCUCUGCAAAAAGUAAAUGUAACUCAUGUAAUUUUUGCUGUUUUGUUUUCUUUUUCGGUUUGCAGCUGGCUUAGCAUUGGGUAUGCGGGUCAGCUUUGAACACAUAAUUUUUUGGCAAAACAACACUUGAGUAAGUUUACAAACUCAAAAAAGAACAAAAUUAUCUCAUCGUCCACAAACGAAGAAGAAAGGAUUCAAAAAGAAAAACACAACCAGGAGUUUCACUAAAAUAGGAUUAAAAUUACAAGAAAAAAUUGUUUUAUUAAAAUAAAUUUUGAAACUGUUAACGUCGCGAUUGUCUAGGAAAGCAAUCAAAAACAAAAUUGAUAUCAACAUUUAAAAAGCAACAUGCCGCCAAACGCUGCUCCCGCUUCUCAAACGAUUACUGAAUCGCUUUUAGCUGCUGGUGGUAUUUCCGAAGGUAAUCCUAAAGUUUUGACUGAAGCCACCACCGGUGUCUUGUUCGAACAAGAUGCUGAAACAAUUGAUGGUGGUUUGGUAAAGGAUAUUGAAAAAUUGAAAAAGGCUGAAAAACGUAAACUGAAAUUGGUAUGGCGUAAUAUAAUUGCAUUCGGUUAUUUGCAUUUGGCUGCAUUGUAUGGCGCUUAUCUUAUCUGCACUUCGGCUAAAUGGCAAACCAUAGCUUUUGCAUUCGGUUUGUACCUCAUCUCUGGCUUGGGUAUUACAGCCGGUGCCCAUAGAUUGUGGGCCCAUCGUUCAUACAAAGCCAAAUGGCCAUUGCGUUUAAUAUUGAUGAUCUUCAAUACAAUUGCUUUCCAAGAUGCCGCCUAUCACUGGUCCCGUGAUCAUCGUGUACAUCACAAAUAUUCCGAAACCGAUGCUGAUCCCCACAAUGCCACCCGCGGCUUUUUCUUCUCUCACAUUGGCUGGUUAUUGUGCAAGAAACAUCCCGAAGUAAAGGCCAAGGGUAAGGGUGUCGAUAUGAGCGAUUUGAGAAAUGAUAAAAUCAUUAUGUUCCAAAAGAAAUACUACAUGAUUUUGAUGCCUUUGUUGUGUUUCCUUUUGCCCACUAUUAUUCCCAUGUACGGCUGGAAUGAAAGUUUCAUUAACUCUUGGUUUGUGGCCACUAUGUUCCGUUGGUGUUUUGUUUUGAAUGUUACCUGGUUGGUCAACAGUGCUGCUCACAAAUUUGGCGGCAAACCUUACGAUAAAUACAUCAAUCCUUCUGAAAACUCCUCAGUUGCUAUUUUGGCUUUCGGUGAAGGCUGGCAUAACUAUCAUCAUGUUUUCCCUUGGGAUUAUAAAACCGCCGAAUUCGGUCAAUACUCCAUGAACUUAACCACAGCUUUUAUUGAUUUCUUUGCCAAAAUCGGCUGGGCUUACGAUUUAAAAACAGUUUCUGCUGAUAUUAUCAAGAAACGUGUGAAACGUACUGGUGAUGGUUCUCACGAAAUCUGGGGUUGGGGUGAUAAGGAUCAACCUAAAGAAGAAAUUGAUGCUGCUGUUAUAAUCAACAAAAAAGAUGAAUAAAUUCUAUACGUUAGCAGUAUCAAACGUCCAUGCACUAAAAGAAAAUAUUAUUAAAAAACCAACAACAACAACUAAAAAAUCAGGGAUAAAAUGAAGGGAAGGUGUGCUCUAAACCAAAAUAUACCAAAAAAAAAACACACACACAAACUAAAACUUUAAAAACAACAACUUAAAGUAAAGAGUCGUCGUCAUUUUUAUAGAUUGUCAUUGAAAAAAAAACAACAACAAAGAAAUCAAGAAAAAUUCCUUAACAAUAGCUUUCUAUUUAAAAAAAAAUAAUGAAGAAAAACUAAAGCAUUAAGGUGGUGAAUUCGAAAACUGUUGUGAUCUCAUCACCAAACAAAUGGCAACAAACAAAAGUUAAAAACAACAUAAUUUCAACUGAAAUUUUACGAGUUCCUAGAACUCUUUAAACAAAUUAUAUUAUAUAUUAAACUAAAUAUAUUGAUAACAUACACAUACACCAAAAUAAAA
Lucilia cuprina (Australian sheep blowfly) is the source of this 1992-nucleotide messenger RNA. Its product is annotated as acyl-CoA Delta-9 desaturase-like. The transcript has 6 exons. Bases 376 to 1518 code for a protein of 380 amino acids. Gene Ontology annotation, cellular component: endoplasmic reticulum membrane. The record is from RefSeq and is a predicted model, not a curated record. Gene Ontology annotation, biological process: unsaturated fatty acid biosynthetic process. Gene Ontology annotation, molecular function: iron ion binding; stearoyl-CoA 9-desaturase activity. Lineage: Eukaryota; Metazoa; Arthropoda; Insecta; Diptera; Calliphoridae.